Molecule: messenger RNA, 1119 nt
Organism: Gastrolobium bilobum
Lineage: Eukaryota; Viridiplantae; Streptophyta; Magnoliopsida; Fabales; Fabaceae
Product: GDSL esterase/lipase At2g23540-like
Exons: 5
Coding region: 1-1119 (372 amino acids)
Molecular function (GO): hydrolase activity, acting on ester bonds
Source: RefSeq, a predicted model, not a curated record
AUGUCCUUGAAGUGUUAUAACAUGUUGGUCCUUCUGCUUUUGGUUGUCUAUCAUAACUUUUAUGGAAAUGUUGCUGCUCAGAAAAAUGGCUUAGGAGCUUCUUUCAUCUUUGGGGACUCCUUGGUGGAUGCAGGAAACAACAACUAUCUAUCAACUCUCUCUAAGGCAAACAUCCCUCCCAAUGGAAUUGAUUUCAAAGCCUCUGGAGGAAACCCCACUGGCCGAUACACUAAUGGAAGAACCAUUGGUGAUUUAGUAGGGGAGGAAUUGGGACAACCAAAUUUUGCUGCCCCAUUUUUGGCGCCAAAUGCAACUGGGAAAACCAUACUUUAUGGAGUGAAUUAUGCUUCUGGAGGAGGAGGGAUUUUGAAUGCAACAGGAAGAAUAUUUGUGAAUCGCCUAGGAAUGGAUGUUCAAAUAGAUUACUUCAGCAUAACAAGAAAACAGAUUGACAAACUGCUGGGAGAAUCAAAAGCUAGAGAGUACAUAAUGAAGAAAUCCAUUUUCUCUAUCACUGUUGGGGCCAAUGAUUUUCUCAAUAAUUAUCUCCUUCCAGUUCUCUCUAUUGGAGCGAGAAUUUCCCAAAGUCCAGAUUCUUUCAUAGAUGACAUGAUUAAUCAUUUCAGGGCUCAACUUACGAGACUUUACCAAAUGGAUGCUCGGAAGUUUGUCAUUGGCAACGUUGGCCCAAUAGGCUGUAUACCUUACCAGAAGACCAUAAAUCAGCUGAAUGAAAAUGAGUGUGUGGAUUUGGCUAACAAGCUUGCACUUCAAUACAAUGCCCGAUUAAAGGAUUUGCUUGCUGAGCUAAAUGACAACCUCCCCGGAGCCACGUUCGUCCUUGCAAAUGUCUAUGAUUUAGUGUCUGAACUCAUCACAAAUUAUGAUAAAUAUGGAUUCACAACAGCAUCUAAAGCUUGCUGCGGAAAUGGGGGCCAAUUUGCAGGGAUAAUUCCAUGUGGGCCUACUUCUAGCAUAUGCAAUGAUAGGUACAAGCACGUGUUCUGGGAUCCUUAUCAUCCAAGUGAGGCUGCAAACCUAAUCCUCGCCAAGCAGCUACUUGAUGGAGACAAGAGAUACAUAUCUCCUGUGAAUCUUAGGCAACUUCGGGAUCUUUGA